AUGUCAUCCACUGGAACAACUGUACCAGUGACCGAGCCCCGUCGAGAGCGGAAACCCUCCGUCGGAGCUCCAAUUGCCGAUCUCCAGGGUCCUGUCGGUCCGGGGUUUAGUCGUCCCAAGCACAAGCGUACUUUUACCGGCUUGGGCCCCACCGAGAUUAAGAGUGUCGAGGCCAGCAUUCCUGAGCCACUUCGUGAGGCUUGGAGAAAGCAUUCGGCUACCGAAUUCACGACCAAAGAAGAAUUCGAGACAGAAUUAGUUCGCCAUAUCGAAACGACGCUCGCUCGUUCACUUUACAAUUGUGAUGAAUUGGCGGCGUACUCAGGCACUGCACUUGCUUUCAGAGACCGGCUGAUCAUCGAGUGGAACAAGACUCAGCAGCGUCAAACUUUCACCGAUCAAAAACGUGUCUAUUAUCUGUCGCUUGAGUUCCUUAUGGGACGUGCCCUGGACAAUGCUAUGUUGAAUGUCGGCUUGAAGGAUGCCGCCCGCGAGGGUCUGAAGGACCUUGGGUUCCGCAUCGAGGAUGUAAUUAACCAGGAACACGAUGCGGCCUUGGGCAACGGUGGCCUCGGGCGUUUGGCAGCGUGUUUCUUGGACAGUAUGGCGACAUUGAAUUAUCCAGCCUGGGGAUACGGACUUCGUUACCGCUAUGGUAUCUUCAAACAAGAGAUUGUUAAUGGAUACCAAGUCGAAAUUCCGGACUACUGGCUUGACAACAACCCUUGGGAGUUCCCACGACACGAAAUUACCGUCGAUAUUCAGUUCUACGGCAAUGUCAAGAAAUUCCAAGACGAGAAUGGCAAGAUCGCACACUCGUGGGAGGAUGGUGAAGUUGUCCAGGCCACCGCCUACGAUGUUCCCAUCCCAGGAUACGGCACCAAGACCACCAACAACCUUCGCUUAUGGUCUAGCAAGGCCAGCAGCGGAGAGUUCGACUUCCAGAAGUUCAAUGCGGGAGACUAUGAGAGCGCAGUCGCAGACCAGCAGAAUGCCGAAACAAUCUCUGCUGUACUCUACCCUAACGAUAACCUCGAGCGAGGCAAAGAAUUGCGCUUGAAGCAGCAAUAUUUCUGGUGUGCUGCUUCAUUGUUUGACAUCGUUCGACGGUUCAAGAAGACCAAGCGAGCCUGGAGCGAGUUUCCAGAGCAGAUUGCGAUCCAGCUUAAUGACACGCAUCCCACCCUUGCAAUCGUCGAGUUGCAGCGUAUCCUGAUUGACAAGGAAGGUCUCGAGUGGGACGAGGCUUGGGACAUCGUUACCAAGACUUUCGCUUAUACUAACCACACUGUCCUCCCCGAGGCGCUGGAGAAAUGGUCUGUCCCGCUGAUGCAGAACUUGCUUCCACGACACUUGCAGAUUAUCUAUGAGAUCAAUCUGUUCUUCUUGCAAUCUGUUGAGAAGCGAUUCCCCAAGGAUCGAGAAAUCCUGUCCCGAGUCUCGAUCAUUGAGGAGUCACAUCCUAAGAUGGUGCGCAUGGCCUAUCUAGCCAUCAUUGGCUCCCACAAGGUCAAUGGUGUGGCUGAGCUGCAUUCGGACCUACUCAAAACCACACUGUUCAAGGACUUUGUGGAAAUCUAUGGACCCGACCGCUUCACCAACGUGACCAACGGUAUCACACCCAGGCGCUGGCUUCACCAGGCCAACCCCCGACUGUCUGCGCUGAUUGCAGAGAAGCUUGGAGGGUACGAUUUCCUGAAGGAUCUCACGCUUCUGGACAAGAUUGAAGCAUUUGUCGAUGACAAGGCCUUCCGCGAAGAGUGGGCGGUCAUCAAGCGGGAAAACAAAGAGCGUCUUGCCAGACACAUCAAGAGCACUACUGGAUUUGACGUCAACCCCAAUGCCCUCUUUGAUGUGCAGGUUAAGCGUAUCCACGAGUACAAGCGUCAGCAGCUCAACAUCUUCGGAGUCAUCCACCGCUACCUGACUAUCAAAGCUAUGUCAGCCGAAGAGAAAAAGAAGGUGGUGCCCCGUGUUUCUAUCUUCGGUGGUAAGGCAGCGCCCGGAUACUGGAUGGCAAAGACCAUCAUCCACCUCAUCAACAAGGUGGCUGAGGUUGUGAACAAGGACCCGGAGGUCGGCGAUCUCUUGAAGGUGAUUUUCAUUGAGGACUACAAUGUCAGCAAGGCAGAGAUCAUCUGCCCGGCCUCGGAUAUCAGCGAGCACAUCUCAACCGCUGGUACUGAAGGCAGUGGCACGAGUAACAUGAAGUUCGUUCUGAACGGCGGUUUGAUCAUCGGCACCUGCGACGGAGCCAACAUUGAAAUCACUCGUGAAAUUGGAGAGCAGAACAUCUUCCUCUUCGGCAACCUUGCCGAAGACGUCGAGGACCUUCGCCACCGUCACUUCUACGGCAACUUCAAGCUGGACCCCCAGUUGGAGCGCGUUUUCGACGCCAUCAAGAACAACACUUUUGGCGAUAAGGCGGCCUUCUCCGCCCUUACAGCCUCUAUCGAAGAGCAUGGUGACUAUUACCUGGUCUCGGACGACUUCAACUCCUACAUCACCACGCACCAAAUGGUCGACGAGGCUUUCCAGAAUCAGGAAGAGUGGCUAGCGAAGUCGAUCACUUCCGUCGCGCGCAUGGGAUUCUUCUCCAUGGAUCGUGUUACCAACGAAUAUGCGGAUAGUAUUUGGAAUGUUGAGCCUCUUCCUGUUGAGGACUAG
Penicillium soppii is the source of this 2667-nucleotide messenger RNA. It is a transcript of the gene glpV, whose product is annotated as glycogen phosphorylase. NCBI's taxonomy places the organism in Eukaryota, Fungi, Ascomycota, Eurotiomycetes, Eurotiales, Aspergillaceae. Gene Ontology annotation, cellular component: cytoplasm. Gene Ontology annotation, biological process: glycogen catabolic process. Gene Ontology annotation, molecular function: pyridoxal phosphate binding; glycogen phosphorylase activity. The transcript is spliced from 8 exons. Bases 1 to 2667 code for a protein of 888 amino acids. The record is from RefSeq and is a predicted model, not a curated record.